Medicago truncatula (barrel medic) is the source of this 2469-nucleotide messenger RNA. RefSeq names its product ABC transporter E family member 2. The transcript has 10 exons. Gene Ontology annotation, molecular function: ATP hydrolysis activity; ATP binding. NCBI's taxonomy places the organism in Eukaryota, Viridiplantae, Streptophyta, Magnoliopsida, Fabales, Fabaceae. Bases 204 to 2027 code for a protein of 607 amino acids. The record is from RefSeq and is a predicted model, not a curated record.
UCCGUCAUAUUAUUAGCCCAUGCAAAACUAUCGUGCUUCCGAAGAAGAACCCUAACAUUCCCAUUCCCUCGAUUCGAUUCUCGACCCAACUCCAAUCCUUUCUGGAUUCAGCGAGCACUUCAAUUUUGUAUUCUCUCUCAAUUCAAUUCAAUUCAAUUCAUUUUCUGAUUGUAAUUUGGGAUUUAGGUUUUGUUUGCUGCAACAUGUCUGAUGAACGAUUGACGCGUAUUGCCAUCGUUAACAACGACAAAUGCAAACCGAAAAAGUGUCGUCAAGAGUGCAAGAAGAGUUGUCCUGUCGUCGGAACCGGAAAAUUAUGUGUUGAGGUUACUUCUGCGUCCAAGAUUGCUUACAUUUCCGAGGAAUUGUGCAUUGGAUGCGGUAUUUGUGUUAAGAAAUGUCCUUUUGGAGCCAUCGAAAUUAUCAACUUGCCAAAAAAUUUGGACAAAGAUACCACUCAUAGAUAUGGUCCUAAUACCUUUAAGCUUCACAGGUUGCCGGUUCCCAGACCGGGGCAAGUGCUUGGUUUGGUUGGGACAAAUGGAAUUGGGAAGUCCACUGCACUUAAGGUUUUGGCUGGAAAACUCAAGCCCAACUUGGGUCGUUUCACGGAACCCCCUGAUUGGCAGGAAAUUUUGACCCACUUUCGAGGAUCUGAAUUGCAGAAUUACUUUACUCGCAUUCUAGAGGAUGAUUUGAAGGCUAUCAUUAAGCCUCAAUAUGUUGACCACAUUCCAAAAGCUGUGCAAGGGAACGUGGGGCAGACGCUAGACUCAAAAAAUGAGAGAGAUAUGAAGGAAAAACUUUGUGCUGAUCUCGAGCUUAAUCAAGUUAUAGAUCGUAAUGUUGGUGAUCUUUCAGGGGGUGAGCUCCAAAGGUUUGCCAUUGCAGUUGUUGCCAUCCAAAAUGCUGAGAUAUACAUGUUUGAUGAACCUUCCAGUUAUCUUGAUGUGAAACAGAGGCUGAAAGCUGCGCAAGUUGUUCGGUCAUUGCUCAGGCCUAAUAGCUUUGUAAUUGUUGUCGAGCACGAUCUUAGUGUUUUGGACUACUUAUCAGACUUUAUUUGCUGUUUGUAUGGCAAACCUGGUGUAUACGGUGUUGUGACACUCCCUUUCUCAGUCAGAGAAGGAAUUAAUAUCUUCUUGUCCGGCUUCGUUCCAACAGAAAAUCUUAGGUUUCGGGAGGUCUCUCUUACUUUCAAGGUUGCAGAGAAUCCACAGGAAACUGCUGAGGAAGCUCAAACUUAUGCUCGAUUCAAAUACCCAACCAUGACCAAAACUCAAGGCAAUUUCAGGCUUCAUGCAGUUGAAGGAGAAUUUACAGAUUCACAGAUUAUUGUGAUGCUGGGCGAGAAUGGGACAGGAAAGACAACAUUCAUUCGUAUGCUGGCUGGUUUGUUGAAACCCGAUACUACAGAAGGUGUAUCUGACGUGGAGAUGCCCGAGUUCAACGUAUCAUACAAACCUCAGAAAAUUAGCCCAAAGUCCCAAUUACCUGUUAGAUACAUGCUACAUCAAAAAAUCCGUGAUGCAUAUACUCAUCCCCAGUUUAUAUCAGAUGUGAUGAAACCACUACUUAUUGAACAGUUGAUGGACCAAGAGGUUCAGAAUCUUUCUGGUGGAGAGUUGCAAAGAGUUGCCUUAUGCCUUUGUCUUGGAAAGCCUGCAGACAUCUAUCUGAUAGAUGAGCCAAGUGCAUAUCUUGAUUCAGAACAGCGUAUUGUUGCUGCAAAAGUCAUUAAGAGGUUUAUUCUUCAUGCAAAGAAAACAGCCUUUAUCGUUGAGCAUGAUUUCAUCAUGGCAACUUAUCUUGCUGACAAAGUUAUCGUUUAUGAGGGUCAACCUUCAAUUAAUUGUACUGCAAACUGUCCACAAUCAUUGCUUACCGGGAUGAACCUUUUCUUAUCUCAUCUUGAUAUCACAUUUAGAAGAGACCCAACUAAUUUUCGCCCAAGGAUCAACAAACUUGAAUCAACAAAGGACAGAGAACAAAAGAAUGCUGGGUCUUAUUAUUACCUUGAUGACUGAGUUUAACAAUGGAGGUCUGUCUGGGUAACAAUGGAGGUCUGGACGAUGAUCUGGGUAACAAUGGAGGUAUGGCUAACAAUGGAGGUGGUUUUGAUGGUUUCAAUUUUGAUGGAGCUUAUGCAGAAUGAUUAGUAUUUUUUUUUAAUUCACCAGAUUUACUUUUUUGCUCCCAUGGUACAUGUUGGGAAUCUUGGUUUAGCUUUGUUUUUAUGUUCUAGAAACAUGGUUAAUUACUUUGAUUGUUGAUAGUUUAUAUUCAAAAUAUAGUAAUGACCAUUAUCCUCUCCGAAGAAAAGUGAGUACGUUGAUAAAACGAAUAUAACGAGAAUAAUAACAUUUAAAUAAUUUCCUAGAUGUGUCAUAUUUAUGAUUGGGACUUUUAUACUCCAAAAUUUGUACGGAAAUGAUGUUUUACAGCUAUUUAUAAUAGUUUUGGGACAAA